Molecule: messenger RNA, 1668 nt
Organism: Neolamprologus brichardi
Lineage: Eukaryota; Metazoa; Chordata; Actinopteri; Cichliformes; Cichlidae
Source: RefSeq, a predicted model, not a curated record
UGUUGUUGGAGCGGACUCUGGGUGCAGAGUCCAGUCUGGAGCCGAACUCCGCUCCGCGAGUCUCCUCUCAGCUCCUCGCUGCUCCUCCGCCGUCAUGCACAGGCUGAAGAUCAUUUCCGGACACCUGAGUCUCGGCGGCUCGUCGAACUUCAGGCGGGACUUACGGAGGUCGGAUUGCGGCUCGGCGGCAGCGGCGAGCAGUCGCAGCUCCCCGGAGGACGUGGUGGUGGUUCACGGCCGCAGGACCGCGAUCGGAAAGGCCAAAAGAGGAGGCUUUAAGGACACCACGCCUGACGAGCUGCUGAGCGCCGUGAUGUCGGCCGUGCUGAAGGACGUCGGACUGUCGCCUGAGCGGCUGGGAGACGUCUGCGUGGGUAACGUGCUCCAGCCCGGCGCCGGCGCACUGAUGGCCCGAGUGGCUCACUUCCUCAGCGGCUUCCCUGAGUCGGUGCCCGUCUACACGGUGAACCGGCAGUGCUCCUCCGGCCUGCAGGCGCUCUUUAACGUAGCAGGAGCCAUCAGGAGCGGAGCCAUCGACCUCGGCCUCGCCUGCGGCGUGGAGAGCAUGUCGCUGCGAGGGAUCGGUAACCCGGGCGACCUGAGCUCCAGGCUGAUGGACAACGACAAAGCCAGGGACUGCAUCAUUCCCAUGGGCAUCACGUCGGAGAACGUGGCGGAGAGGUUUGGCGUCUCCAGAGAGAAGCAGGACGCCUUCGCGCUCCGCUCCCAGCAGAAUGCAGCGCGGGCGCAGAGGGCGGGUCUGUUCGACCGCGAGAUCGUCCCCGUUACCACCAAGUUUGUGGACGACGAGGGCAAAGAGCGUCAGGUGACGGUCAGCAGAGACGAGGGCGUGAGACCGGGGACGACGCCGGAGGGGCUCGCCAAACUGCGGCCGGCCUUCAAGCCCGACGGCAGCACCACAGCAGGUAACUCCAGCCAGGUGAGCGACGGCGCGGCGGCCGUCCUGAUCGGUCGCAGGUCUGCGGUCGAGGCGCUGGGUCUCCCGGUGCUGGGCGUCCUGAGGGCCAGCGCGGUGGUCGGCGUCCCUCCUGAUGUGAUGGGCAUCGGACCGGCGUACGCCAUCCCUGCAGCUCUGCAGCAGGCAGGACUCUCUGUGGAGGAUAUCGAUGUGUUUGAAAUUAACGAGGCCUUUGCAAGUCAGGCAGUGUACAGCGUGGAGAAGUUGGGGAUCCCGCCGGAGAAGGUGAAUCCGAACGGUGGCGCCAUCGCUCUGGGUCACCCUCUGGGCUGCACCGGCGCCCGGCAGGUGGUGACGCUGCUCAACGAGCUCAAACGCAGAGGCAGGAGGGCGUACGGCGUUGUGUCCAUGUGCAUCGGGACCGGGAUGGGAGCGGCCGCCGUCUUUGAAUACCCCGGAGCGUAGCUGCUCAGACCGACCCGUCACGUGACCAAUGGAGUCGACCUUCAUGUUAACCUGUUAGAACAUUUCUAACUGCAGCUGAUUCAGUGCCUUUGUUUCCUGAUGAUUGAUCAUUGAUAAACCAGCAAAGAUCAAUAACUCACAUUUACUUCCUGUUAGCUGAGCUGCUCGGCACGAUUGUGACGUUCAGAGCUGCAUCAGGUUCAGCUCAGGUGUCUCAGUGACUCUGAAGGACCGACGAGUGACUCUGCCUGUAAUCUCUGUCAGAAUAAAACAUUUCCACAUCA